CUGACGGUCGACGCUGAUGCUAUAGGAAGCUCGCCCCAGCCUUUUUCGGCAUUUGCGAUGACGCAAAGAGACUUGGAAGUGCUUUGCGGUGCACUCGCCCGAAUGUCUACGGACAAACUGCUGUCCCUGAAGGAAGCCGACAUCUGGUGGCUACCGGACCUGACGGAUGUUACGCAGAUGCAGGCCAUUCACUCGAUUCGACUUGCCCUGGAAGAUUUUUAUGCGGAUGAGACUCGUACCUUUCUCGUUGCCUGGCUCUACUGCUGCCUCGCGGAAAGGGAACUACUGCGCUCGUGGCGUUCGUAUCGUGUCACCAGAGCUCCCACUCCCGCUGCGGCGCUGACCGCCCGCUUCAUUCUGCAUGAGCGAUUGGCGACUGCUUUGAUAUAUCCGGGCUGCCAUACCAAGUGCGCCAAGACAGAGAGCGCAGGUGUCGUCUACGCCUGCGUCAUGGCCACGCGUCCCGGAGACAUCUUAUUGGAGCACGACGUUAUCUGCUUGUGCGCUCCGCGUGCGCUGCCAUGUCUGUUGGUCCACGCCACGACAAGGUGCGAGUUGCGCCUCGCCGCCGCUCUCCACGACGCGCUGCAAAAGAAGCCCGAAGAACUGCUAGAAGGUCACUUCGACAAACUCGGUUUAGCGUUUGCCAGUUCCCGUGAGCCAAGGGCUGACGUUGGUGGACUGUUUAUGAGCAACGCGCCGUGCGACAAGACAGGAUACCUCUUGAAGACUUGUGACCGGAAAGAGCAGACAGUAGCCGACCAACCUGGCGAGCCUUUCGCCGAAGCAACUAUCGUGGAUGAUAUAACCAAUGCAUGGCUUCUGACGCCACCACCUGAUGACUCCGCCACCGACGAAGACAAUACCCAUUUUCUCACUCGAGACAAUGUUGGGGUGGGCCCGCCACCAGCCUGUGUCGAGGCCGCCAUUAUCAAGAAUAAGAAGUGGCAGGCGAAGUGAGCAGUAGACUUGAUGGCAUUUUCAUCUGCCAUGACUCCCACCAAGUCCUCUACGAGGCUUCCAACCAAACAAAGGAGAUCUCUUUCGCUUGUCCAAGCCGCGGAAGUGAAUGGUACAAAGAACGUCUACAGUGCAUUUGUGAAAGGUGCCGGAACAGGGCACACAGUGUUGCGAAGUUAACUGAGCACUACGAAGAUUUGACGAACCACGUGUAAACUUGAAGGAAAAAAACAGUCCAAAAACACAAAGGACAAGAGGAGAGGUUCACACCACAACGACUGGACUAUCAACUGAGCUUUGUUAGAAUCGGUGAAGUCCCAGCAAGGCCAGCAGAGCAUGCGCAACCGCAUCAUCGCUAAUCACAGAGCAUGAAAAGACAAGAAUCGCUUAUAUCAUGACCGACCUAGAAAUGCAAAUUCUUUUUUCAAGUAAGCGCACCGAGGUCGUACUAACGCAGUCGUCACCUAAUAAACUGAUGUAGUACGCUUCCAGGAUUUCUCGCUCUUCUUUGCCCUCGCCCCUACCAAGAAUCGUUACAUUGCUGAACAAAGGAUAACAACCACAUUCAUUGCAAUGGCGAGGCAAGUUUGCACCGUUAUCUGACCCCAGGGAGGAGGGGUGCUCACGCAGGCGGUCAUUAAUACAUCGACCGGUUUGGCCUAUGUAAAAUCUUUCGCACGUGAGAGGAAACUUAUAGACAACCCCUGCAGCACAUGCCGUAAAACGGUUUUCAUGCUGCGUUGUGCAAACGUGGUUCCUUGCCCUGCCUCGAGAAAUGCGCGAGCACAGACCCGGAAGCUUACAAGGGGCAGAAAACACAACACUUACUCCCUGCUUGGAGGCAACCUUCUUGAUGUUGUGGCUCACUUUAUGCACAUACGGCAUAACUUCAAGUUUCCUACGUUCAGUUUCCUACGUUCAGUUGCAUAACCACUCCUGCCUGGGGUCAGAUAACGGUGAAAACUUGCCUCGCCGUUGCAAUGAAUGUGGUUGUUAUCCUUUGUUCAGCAAUGUAACGAUUCUUGGUAGGGGCAAGGGCAAAGAAGAGCGAGAAAUCCUGGAAGUGUACUACAUCAGUUUAUUAGGUGACGACUGCGUUAGUACGACCUCGGUGCGCUUACUUGAAAAAGAAGUUGCAUUUCUAGGUCGGUCACGAUAGAUGCGAUGUCUUGUCUUUUCAUGCUCAGUGAUUAGAGAUGCUGUUGUUGCGCAUGCUCUGCUGGCCUUGCUGGGACUACGCCGUUGCUAAUAAAGCUCAGUUGAAAGUCCAGUCGUUGUGUUGUGAACCUCUCCUCUAGUCCUUUGUGUUUUUGGACUGGUUUUUGUCCUUCAAGUAUGUACCAACUGGCCGAGAUUUCAACCCUUCCACGUGUAAACUCCACGAAAGAAGCGUCAUUGGAAAGAGGAGCCCCUCAAUCCUUGCCCUGGACCCAAUGAUGGGCUAUGGUAUCCAAUCCACACGACGUGGCCGCAAAAUUCUGGUGGUGGAUAUUGACGACCACCGAUGUCUUCACUGACUUUAAAGCACAAAUCACUAAGGUUGUAUACCUCCGGCUUCAUGACUGACCGAAGUACCUACUACUGCCAUUUUUAAAAAGCGCGAUGACGUAAAGAUCAUGAGCUACUGUAUUUAAAACCGCGUAGUGCUCACUGCGAAAGUGGCCUUUCCGGUCCGCAAACAUUUAAUGCAGUGUGUUUAGGUUCGUACUGCUAAGCUUUCUGCACAGUUUCUAUAUUUCUGACGUGUUUUUGUAUUUCUGACGUGUUUUUGUAUUUCUGACGUGUUUUUAUAUUUCUGACGUGGUGUUUUUAUAUUUCUGACGUGGUGUUUUUAUACUUCUGACGUGUUUUUAUACUUCUGACGUGUUUUUAUACUUCUGACGUGUUUUUAUACUUCUGACGUGUUUUUUUUUAAAUGCACUUGACGAUUUCAUCUGUAGACAGCUGUAUUUGUAUUUCUUACCUUUUGAUUGCUUUCCUUGGAUUCUGUCAAUGUGGUAGUUCUGGCCACAGACUCUUGGACGUCACUUCCGUGAUGCAACACGAAGUGCUCGUCGUGUCCCCAUUGCAGCUUCCCAGACAGCGUGUUUGUGCUGUAUGCCUGGUGAUAUUCCGGCGUUCUCGUUUUGCUGCAAAAGAUACGAUAACAUUCUUUUUAUCAAGUCAAUAAAUAAAAUGGCCCCCCUCCA
Molecule: messenger RNA, 3149 nt
Organism: Dermacentor andersoni
Lineage: Eukaryota; Metazoa; Arthropoda; Arachnida; Ixodida; Ixodidae
Source: RefSeq, a predicted model, not a curated record